Bactrocera dorsalis (oriental fruit fly) is the source of this 547-nucleotide messenger RNA. RefSeq lists its product as uncharacterized. The record is from RefSeq and is a predicted model, not a curated record. The transcript is spliced from 3 exons. Lineage: Eukaryota; Metazoa; Arthropoda; Insecta; Diptera; Tephritidae. The coding region runs from base 79 to 492 and encodes 137 amino acids.
UUCGGUGAAAAAUUCUUUGAAUAUGCUCUUUUUUUUCAAAACUUCUAUUAGUAAUCGCCGCAGUAUUAAUCAACCAUAAUGAGUUUUAAGAGUAAUUGGGAUACAAAAUCUAUAAAUCAUUACAAAACUGUGCAACGAAUUAAAAAGCAACUUCGUCAAGGAAACUCGGCAUAUUUGUGUAACCAUCCGGAAAUCCGAGCUAUAAUACGAGUACUCAUUCAUGAGGCCAUAAAUGAGAAAUCAGAAAAUUUUCCCCAAUUUAUUGCCAAUUUAUUUAGUUGUGCGAACACGCCUCGUUUGAUAAUAAUGAUUAACGAGCAAAUAAAAGUGGUGAAUAAAGAGCUUAAGAAAAGUCGUUAUGCCGGAUUUGAUCCAGAGAUGAUUCUUGAAGAAAGAGAGUCAACACAUUCAUUAAUAUCUAAAACAUCCAUACCAGAUAGUGCCAAUGCAAUUUUAAAAUAUGCUCUCGUAUUACCUUCAAACGGGAAAUGAUAUUUAAUUAAAUUUAUAGUAUAAUUUUAGUUUUAAAUUUCAUUAUAUAUAAUAU